Nymphalis io (European peacock) is the source of this 6243-nucleotide messenger RNA. RefSeq names its product prestalk protein-like. The transcript is spliced from 25 exons. Gene Ontology annotation, molecular function: serine-type endopeptidase inhibitor activity. Gene Ontology annotation, cellular component: basement membrane; extracellular region. The record is from RefSeq and is a predicted model, not a curated record. NCBI's taxonomy places the organism in Eukaryota, Metazoa, Arthropoda, Insecta, Lepidoptera, Nymphalidae. The coding region runs from base 160 to 4563 and encodes 1467 amino acids. Gene Ontology annotation, biological process: cell-matrix adhesion.
GGCGUUUGUGAGAGGAGUGCGUGUCGGGCCAGAGUCGUAUCGGCGCGAAAAGCAACGCGAGUGAAAAGUGCCGUGUGUUUGUGAACCUGUGUGUUGGAAUACCUUUCAAAUCUGGAGCCUUACGUUUUUUUACUGAGGGGUCGCCUGUGUAAUGCAACGAUGGCGACGCGAGCGGUGAGGGCGGUGCUGCUCUGCGCAUGCCUGUUAUUAUUACAACAAGCAAGCGCCGAGCUGAGAGGUCGAUGUCCGGCUGAAGAUGCAGCCUGUCCACCACGAACAAAACCCUGUAAUGAGGAUGACGAUUGCGGGGAACAAAUCUGCUGCAAUACUUCCUGUGGACGAUCAUGUGUAGAACCAUUAUAUACAGGUUGUGAAAAUAUAAAGCUAUCGUCGGAGCGGAUAUCACGUGCCCUCGCUGCAGAGAACAGUCGAAGUGGACGAGGUGUUGUUCGCUCACUGAGGUCACCACGAUGUAGAAUUUCUGACGGAGAGUUUGAGGAGAUCCAGUGCGAUAAUGAGAUCGUCAGCACGUGUUGGUGUGUGGAUACAGCUGGAUUUGAGGUGCCAGGUACUCGCGCACCAGCAGCUGGCUUAGUCAACUGUACACGAACAGCUCCUUGCGCUGCCCAUACGUGCCGUAUGCUUUGUCCUCUGGGCUUUGACUUAGACAACCGUGGCUGUCCACUAUGCAAGUGUAGAGAUCCAUGUUCGACAGUUACUUGUCCUGGUCAGUUGUCUUGCCAGUUGGAAGAAGCUCCUUGCUUGAGACCACCGUGUCCUCCUGUUCCAACAUGUAAAAGGGGACGUAGUCUGCAAAACAUUUGCCCUGUUGGUGAACCUCUCCUGAUAUCAGAGACGAGUCGGCCGUUCUUAUGCGGUACUGAUCCAGGAAAACCGAAUUGUCCCCCACUUUACAGAUGUCUAGUCGAGUCAGGAAACGACUACGGUGUCUGCUGCCCCGCUUCUUUGGAGCUGCAGAAAGCUGGUACCUGUCCUGAACCAUCUUCUGCUAAUGAAUUGGACUGCGGAACACCUUGUGCUCAUGAUCUGGAAUGUCCGUCUAUGCAGAAAUGUUGCGACGGUGGUGAAUGUGGCCGGCAUUGUACUUUACCACAUAAUGUGACAAUGUGCACUCAACAGAAGAUGUUGGCGGAGUUGCUCGUUGUUAGCGAAAAGGAAGGUCGAGGUUAUGUACCGCAAUGCAAUCCUGAUGGGUCUUUCCUCUCGAAACAGUGCUCAAGAAAUGGACUGGUUUGUUGGUGUGUAGAUACUGAUGGAAAUAAACUCCGCGGCUCAAUGGGUCCGUCAGCCUCAGUCCAAUGCUCUCCAACACCUCGUCCUGCUAGAUCUGGUGCUAGGAGCUUGAGUUCCUGUGCUAGAGCCCUCUGUGCAGGAGUUUGCGAGUAUGGGUACAAGACUGGAAGCGAUGGGUGUCCGACCUGUGAAUGUGACGAUCCAUGUGCUGGAUAUCCUUGUGCAGAUGGGGAGGAGUGUGUAAGGGUACGAGAUUCGGAUUGUUCAGGAGAACUAUGUACUGGAUAUCCCGUAUGUCGACCGAAAAUCUCAUACGACAACCCAUGCGAAGUAGGCGUGCCGGCUACCGACGAAGACGGCUCAGUGGUGUCGUGCGGUGACGCGCGCGACUGCCCUGCGGCGCAUGUGUGUGAGCGUACACGCCGCUCCGGCGCCGCUGUGUGCUGCCCUGACCCCAGUGCCGACAACAACACCGACGCCGAGCUCUUAGAGAUCAAUUUCGAAUCCUGCGGUCCGGAAGCAGAAACAAUUUGCACCAUGAACAAUACAAGCAGUUGCACUGAUGGUGUGUGUGACGAGGGUCUUGUCUGCUGUUCCACUGCGAGCUGUGGACCUGUAUGUGUGGACUCUGCAAAGAUGCGAUUACAGACGGAUAGAGUUGAUGAUACUCCUACUAUGUGUGAAUACCUUCGUGAUUUUGACGAGAAAAUGGAAGGCACUGUGGAUGGUAUGAAACUGGCUCUUCCAGCGCCAACUUGCCAACCCGAUGGUUCUUUCACGACCCAGCAAUGCGCUAACGGACGGUGUUGGUGUGUCGAUUCCUUCGGCACGGAGAUACCUGAUACCAGUACGAGAAACGCAUCAGCCGUGAACUGUGAUAAACUACGUUCAGAACUGACAUGCCUAGAGCUGACGUGUCGCAUGGGUUGCGACUACGGCUUCGAGCUGGGUGCGGGACGCUGUCCGACGUGCAAGUGUCGCGACCCGUGUGCCGGAGUGUCGUGUCCGACGGGACGCGCUUGUGCGCUUGUGGACGUCGCUUGCGAUGCCGACUACUGCCCGCCUGUACCAGCCUGCCUACCACGCAAGAGCGGUCAAUGUCCGUACCUGGUGCCGUGGACGGGCGCGUGCGAGUGGGCGUGUCGCGGGGACGCGGAGUGCGGCGCGGGGCAGCGCUGCUGCGCGACCGGCUGCGGCACAGCCUGCACCGCCGCCGUGCACCAGACCGCCUGCCAGCAGCGCAGAGCUGUUGCUCUACACACUGCAGCAGAGAACGGCAACCCUCCGUCAUGGACUUGGGUACCGGAGUGUAAGGAAGAUGGAACUUACGAAAGUAUUCAGUGUCGUGGUUCGAGCAACAUGUGCUGGUGUGUGGACUCAGCUGGUAAUGAGAUUCCAGGCACACGAUCGACAAACUCCACACCAUCUUGCGAUAGUCCCAAUCAAUGUCCAGACCCAGGUUGUGAUGAAGAAGAAAUCUGUACCCAUGGACCAGAACUGGAUAAUAAGGGCUGCCCGACCUGUUCCUGCAGAGAUCCGUGUGCUGAAGCAAAAUGUAGGGACGAUGAGACUUGUGAACUUGUUCCGUUAGAUUGCGAGGGUGAAUCUUGCCCUCCUUUAGCUCGUUGUUCGCCAUCUCCUCAAUGCCCGGAAGGAGAACCUCUCCAGGCUCCAGAUGGUUCUGGAGCCCUCCUUUGUGGCCCAAACGCUGCCGCCUGUCCCUCCACACACGCAUGUCGCUUCGCACCACACGACUCUAGACCUUCGCUCUGCUGUCCUAAGCCACGAACUGUCUGCUCGGAAAGCAAAGAUGAAGGCGAAUGUGUUAACAGCGAAGGUCUCAACACAACACGCUGGCACUUCAACAACGAGCGUAACCGUUGCGAACGGUUCCGCUACUACGGCUGUUCUGGCAACCAUAACAACUUCCGCACCAAAGAAGAAUGUAACUCCGUAUGCCCUGUAAACGCAACGGCGAUAUCGAAGAAGCCAGAACAAAAAGUGAAAAUUUCGGAAGUUUUGAGUCCUUGUGAGAGAUUACGCGAGAAGAAUGAAGCAGCGGUACAGAAGUACGGCAAAGGUACUUUCGUGCCGAAGUGCGACGCAAGUGGCGCUUGGGAGUCCGUGCAGUGCAUGUCUCAUAUCGAUGUGUGUUGGUGUGUGAGUGCUCGAGGAGAACCUCAAAAGGGCUCACUGGUACGUGGAGCGAAACCGACCUGUAACUUCAGACAAGCUCGCAAGUGGGUACGACGAGACCCGCUUGAUGAAAAAGCGAGAGCUGAUGAAGUGCUAGAAGAGUUAAUCAGGCAGAUGACAGCGUAUAGGGUAGAUGAUUUCGAAGAAGAAGAAGAUUUCGACAGUAUCGAACUUGAACGAGAGCACCGUGGAGACAGUGAGCAUUUGUCAGCAGAGGUAUCAUCCAAUGAAGACAGUUCCCUGCUAUCAGAAGUUGUCGAACCAAAACUAGCGGAGACUACGAAGAGGAAAUUGAUCCCUGUCGAAGUAGUGACGGAUAGAGUUAACUUCAAAACUAAAUGCCAAUUGAUGCAAGAAGAAAUUGACAAUGGUGCUGAGGGCUGGCGACCUAGAUGUCUCCCAGAUGGUUCCUUCUCACCACGUCAAUGUGGACGAGCUCGCUGUUGGUGCGUAGAUGCAGCGGGUCAGGCAAGAACUGGUGCAGCUGCUCUACCGAAUGACCCUUGUGAGGUCACCCAAAUCGAAUCCGCGCUUUUGGAGUUGGAAAUAAUAGGCGCUGAAGAAGAAACAGCAAACAAGGCACAAGCACUACUGGUGUCAAGAUUAUCUGCUCUAGGAGCCCAAGUGCCCGUGUCAGUUACCAAGGACAGAGGGGUGGUGAAACUACGUGCUUUGCUCUCAGGACCUCGAGCUGCUGACUUAGUGUACCAUCUAGAAUUACAGGUUAAAAAGGAGAAGAUGUCCAGAGCUAAUAAAGAUUCAGAAGGUUUCUUGGGCGCUGACGUCAUUCGUAGCGAGUACAGACUAGUGACACCAUCACCAGCCAUGCAGAGAGAAAUAUUGAGCGAGUCAACGGUCUCUGCCGCAACAUCAUAUCAUACAGCUUUAAUUGUCUUAGCAGCAACUUCAGCCUUCAUCAUCAGUGUACUAUGCGUUCUUGUCAUGCUGUACAGGGCUAGAUUACAGAGAGAACCUCACAAAGCUGAAAGGUUUCUACCUGCAGCGCCCCCUGUAUACGUCCUCUCUGCGGAUGAGAAGGCGGAACUUGCAAGGGUCCUCCAUGCUCCUCCAGCACCAGUCCCACCCUCUAACGACGAUCACUCGAGAGUGUAGGGUGGGCUUUCAAAUUUCGAAUAAGGUUCUUUCGAUUUCACAAUCAUACUGAAAUAAAUUAAAUUAAUAAGCUGUUAAAAUUUUAAAAUAAAUGAAACAAUGCGUCUCUCAUUGUGAAUUUAAUAUUCAGUGAUAAUAUUUCUGUAAAUUAAUUUGUGAUGUUAAUGUUCAUGGAUUUUUAGUUCUCGAUUUGACACACGGAAAAGACUUUCGAAUGUGAUGUCAAAAAAUUAGUCGAGAAUAUCCAAAGACGAAGAAAAAGUAUAUACAGAAUAUAAUUAUAGUAUAAUGCCUUAAAUUUUAUUGUUAAAAUAUUGUUCUGGAAAUUUAUACUUGUAGAUAUAUAAUUAAAUUUACAAUUACACAAAAUCGGGCGUGUAAAAUAAAUUUUAUUCAAUAACAUGCAUAGUGUCUAAAAACAUCUUGUCAAGUCUGAAAAAUUCUAAAUAAAAUAAAAAAAGAACUAUAUCUUUUUACUAUCAAAAAAAUGUUUUCAUUAAUGUGUUAAGUGCAUGAAUAUCUACAAAAACAUUCAAAUCUCAAAUGACCAAUAUCAAGUUUAAUCUGCAUACGUUAGUGAUAGUUUAAUAUAAAAAGGUAAAUGAGGCUUAUAUCUUAUUUGAAUGCAAAUAACCUAAUAAUAUAAAAUAAUUCAUGAGCAAAAUGCUUACACUAAAGAAUUGCUAAUACUGUCAUGUUUCAAAUAUCCAUGGUGGCGUAGUAUCGCAAAAAACACUGACGCUAUCGCUUUUCCAAAAUGUAAGAUUGUGACUCAAAGCGUCAGGAGUUGUUUCAUUAUAAGUUUAGACUGUUCUAUUUUUUACGUGUAUCGACCACAAGGUGAAAGUUUAAAUGUUGGCACUGAAUUUCAUGUUACUUAUAUAGAUUAAUAUGUUGGUAUGUUUAAUAUAUUAGUGUUGGUGUUUGGUGUCGACUAAUAAGUUUUUGAGUUGGUGCUACACUUGCGUGUAGCAGCGGUACACGCUCGUGAAAUGUUUAUUAACGUUUCUUUUAAUAAUUAUAAUAUAUAAUUAUAGGGUCCAAUUGGCUAGAAACUCGUGAUGUUAAACACUUAACCAUUCUAUUUUAUUUAAAUUAAAAUAUAAUAGAUAAUAAAAAAAAAAUUACAUAGGUAACUUUGCCUUAAUGAUUUUAGUAAAUUGUUUUGUUUAAUUUCUGAGUAGAUUCAAAUUUAUUGACUGUAAACAAUUCGGGCGCACAAUAAUAGACAAGUUAUACACUGAUAAUAGAUUGUAAACAACACAUUAUUCAAUUUCAACUUGAUAUCUUCGACUGGGACAAAUGCCUAUCAAUAAACCAUUUAUUUUUUUACACUAUUAAUUUUACAAAAAACCCGUUUAGUAAGUAUUUUUAGCUUAUAAGUACUAAGAAAGCGAAGUGGCGUGCGUCGAACUAAUCGACGAACGCCUACACGCACCUUUAGUAUCUUUUGUCGAGUCUCGCUCUAAAAAAAAGUAGAAAUUUUGUAAUGUCAAUUUUAAAUACCUAAUAGAUCGUGAUUCGACGUAGAACUAAUCUAGUCUUUUUUAUAUUCAGUUUUCUCUUCCUUAUUAUCAAUUAAAAACAUAAUUACUUUAUUGUAAAUAACUUCAUAUUUACUAAUUAUAAUCAAUGUAUCGUUUUAAAAGUUUUCAUUCUGUAUUUUAUUUUAAUUAUCUG